AUGGCACAGGAUGCUACACCAGAGGCGAUUGAAAAGGCCAUCGAGACCUCAAAUGAUUCUGUACAUGGAAGUGACACCACUAUUCCCAAGACAGAAGAACAACCGGCUCCACAAGCGAAUAAUACCGGGUACAACAAUGCGGAGCAUGAAUUCGAUACAGGCUUCACGGCUUGGUUGCAGGUGCUUGGGGCUUUCUUUCUUUUCUUCAAUACAUGGGGCUUGAUCAAUACAUGGGGUGCAUUUCAGACUUACUACGAAGAACAUAUUCUAUCACAUGAAUCGGCAUCAACUAUCUCUUGGAUUGGUUCCAUUGAAUCUUUCCUCCUCAUGUUCAUCGGUGUUGUUUCGGGCCCUCUAUUCGAUGCUGGCUAUCUCCCGGUCCUCCUGCCACUUGGUAGUUUCAUGGUCGUCUUUGGUUAUAUGAUGACCAGUCUUGCCACUGGAUACUAUCAAGUCAUGCUGGCACAGGGUAUCUGUGUUGGUCUUGGUACCGGAUUCUUAUUCGUGCCAUCGGUGGCCCUUUUGCCACAAUACUUCCGGAAAAAACGAGCUCUAGCAAACGGACUCGCAGCUUCCGGUAGCAGUUUUGGCGGUGUUAUCUACCCGAUUAUGUUCGAUCAGCUUCAGAAACAUGUUGGCUUCCCCUGGGCAACCCGAGCCAUCGCAUUCGUGUCAUUGGGUACAUGCACCUUGUCAUGCCUCGUCCUACGUGCGCGUUUUCUUCCAACAGAACGUCGAUCUUUGAUCCAGCUCUCUGCUUUCAAAGAAAUUCAGUUCUCGCUAUUUUGUCUCGGGCUGUUCAUGGGCUUCCUGGGGUUCUACAAUUUCUUGAUCUAUGUCCAACCCUGGGCAAUCCAGAAUGGAAUUGUAAACUCCAAUCUAGGGUUCUAUCUCGUCUCCAUUCUGAACGCUGCCUCGAUCUUUGGUCGUAUCGCACCGAAUCUGAUUGCCGAUUAUACAGGCCCACUCAAUAUUCUCUUACCGGCUGCUAGCUUCACGGCUCUAAUGGCUUUCUGCUGGAUUGCCGUUAAUUCAACUGCGGGAAUCAUUAUUCUUGCUCUUCUUUAUGGCUUCUUCUCCGGAGGCUUCGUCUCUCUACCCCCCGUCGUCAUGAUGGCCAUCACUAAGGACUUUAGAGAUCUCGGAACUCGACUGGGCAUGUGUUUCAGCCUUUGCUCCAUUGCUCUCUUAGUUGGCACACCGAUUGGUGGCGCGAUUCUGUCUGCUGGUAAUUCCUACCUUGGCGUACAAUUGUUUUGUGGGGCUUGUCUUGCAGUUUGUGCGGUGGUCAUCCUGAUUAUUCGGGUCAUUCGUGUUGGAUGGAGGUUGACUGCUCGAACGUGA
Messenger RNA from Talaromyces marneffei, 1344 nucleotides. RefSeq lists its product as uncharacterized. The record is from RefSeq and is a predicted model, not a curated record. Gene Ontology annotation, cellular component: fungal-type vacuole membrane. Bases 1 to 1344 code for a protein of 447 amino acids. Lineage: Eukaryota; Fungi; Ascomycota; Eurotiomycetes; Eurotiales; Trichocomaceae. The transcript has 3 exons. Gene Ontology annotation, molecular function: transmembrane transporter activity. Gene Ontology annotation, biological process: transmembrane transport.